GAAAAAAGAUGCAUUUAAAAUGGUGCCAAUGCAACUCCGAGAAAGAGCAUUAAUGCUGCUUCAACAAGUUCAAAUUAGAUUUAAAAAAGAGCUACAAAAACGAAUAGAAUUGCGGCAGUUCCUUGUGAACAAAAUGAUGAUAGAGGUUGUAAAAAGUAAACAGAUCCCUGAUGAUUGUAUUGAGAAUGCUGCUGGAGAGGUUGUAAAAAGUAAACAGAACCCUGAUGAUUGUAUUGAGAAUGCUGCUGGAGAGGUUGUAAAAAGUAAACAGAUCCCUGCUGAUUGUAUUGAGAAUGCUGCUGGAGAGGUUGUAAAAAGUAAACAGAUCCCUGAUGACUGUAUUGAGAAUGCUGCUGGAGAAAUUGUAAAAAGUAAACAGAUCCCUGCUGAUUGUAUUGAGAAUGCUGCUGGAGAGGUUGUAAAAAGUAAACAGAUCCCUGAGGACUGGAUUCAGAAUGUUGCUGGAGAGGUUGUAAAAAGUAAACAGAUCCCUGAUGACUGUAUUGAGAAUGCUGCUGGAGAGAUUGUAAAAAGUAAACAGAACCCUGGUGAUUGUAUUGAGAAUGCUGCUGGAGAGGUUGUGAAAAGUAAACAGAUCCGUGAUGAUUGUAUUGAGAAUGCUGCUGGAGAGAUUGUAAAAAGUAAACAGAUCCGUGAUGAUUGUAUUGAGAAUGCUGCUGGAGAGAUUGUAAAAAGUAAACAGAUCCCUGAUGAUUGUAUUGAGAAUGCUGCUGGAGAGGUUGUGAAAAGUAAACAGAACCCUGAUGAUUGUAUUGAGAAUGCUGCUGGAGAGGUUGUAAAAAGUAAACUGAACCCUGAUGAUUGUAUUGGGAAUGCUGCUGGAGAGGUUGUAAAAAGUAAACAGAACCCUGGUGAUUGUAUUGAGAAUGCUGCUGGAGAGGUUGUAAAAAGUAAACAAAACCCUGAUGACUGUAUUGAGAAUGCUGCUGGAGAGGUUGUAAAAAGUAAACAGAUCCCUGAUGAUUGUAUUGAGAAUGCUGCUGGAGAGGUUGUGAAAAGUAAACAGAACCCUGAUGAUUGUAUUGAGAAUGCUGCUGGAGAGGUUGUAAAAAGUAAACAGAUCCCUGAUGAUUGUAUUGAGAAUGCUGCUGGAGAGAUUGUAAAAAGUAAACAGAACCCUAAAAAUAAACAGAUCCCUGAGAACUGGAUUCAGAAUGUUGCUGAAGAGGUUCUGAAAAGUAAACAGAUCCCUGAGGACUGGAUUCAGAAUGUUGCUGGAGAGGUUGUGAAAAGUAACCAGAUCUGUUACCAGUCUUUACAGGAGGUUAUAGACGUGACCCCAGCUGUGUGUCCUGUCUAUCUACAUCAACCAGAUGUGACCGACUCCUUGAUGAGUUUCUUCUUAGCCUUGUUUCAGGGACUUCGGGUUCAGAUGGGCAUGGUCUUCCCAGACCAAACUAAACAGACAUCUAUGACCCUCUGUACACAAAAGCAGAUAGCAGAAAGUAUAUGUCAUGAAAGCGCAGCUGCCCAUAGAGUUGUAGAGAAGUUUCUUAAGAUUUUUGAACUUAUUGUGCAAGAGCCUGGGAUAGAUUUCAAAGCAUUUUUACCAAAUUUGAUAUCGAUGUGUAUGGAUCAGAUUUAUCCAAUAAUAGCACAGCGUCCAUCGCCUGGCAUUAAAGCUAGUCUGUAUAGAUUAGUCCAUGAGUUAAUGAUGAACAACGGGAGAUAUUUCUUCAAGGGCAGUGUACUCAAAAAAUUAAGUGUACAGCACACUGCUCAGAAUGACAACGGAGAGAUUCAGAAGGCACAGGAGGUCAAAGACAGUGCUCUGAAGAAAUUAAGUGUACAGCACACUACUCAGAAUGAAAACCGAGAGAUUCAGAAGGCACAGGAGGUCAAAGGCAGUGCACUGAAGACAUUAAGUGUACAGCACACUCCUCAGAAUGAAAAUCGAGAGAUUCAGAAUGCACAGGAGUCUACUGCCAUUAUGCAGGAGGAAAAGGAAGAGAAGAUGAAACCGGUUCAAUUGAUGACAAAGCCUAAAAAAUUAGGAGUCUGA
Saccostrea cuccullata (small rock oyster) is the source of this 2023-nucleotide messenger RNA. RefSeq lists its product as uncharacterized. NCBI's taxonomy places the organism in Eukaryota, Metazoa, Mollusca, Bivalvia, Ostreida, Ostreidae. Gene Ontology annotation, molecular function: nuclear export signal receptor activity. The transcript has 10 exons. The coding region runs from base 20 to 2023 and encodes 667 amino acids. Gene Ontology annotation, biological process: protein export from nucleus. The record is from RefSeq and is a predicted model, not a curated record.